CUCUCACUCUCUCUCUCUCUCUACCUUAUCAUCAAAUCUUUACUCUGAUCAAAGAAUGUCUGAGGGAUCAGUAGAAACUAAAACAAAGAUUGAUUCUUCCGGAGAGCAAUCAGAUGUCGAUAACGAGAACUGCAGCAGCAGUGCAAGUGGAGGAGGUGGAAGUAGUGGUGAAACGAAGAGAACUUGCGUUGAUUGCGGAACUUUCAAAACUCCUCUCUGGCGUGGUGGCCCUGCUGGUCCUAAGUCAUUGUGCAAUGCUUGUGGGAUCAAGAGCAGGAAGAAGAGACAAGCAGCACUUGGAAUCAAACCAGUGGAGAAGAAGAAAAACAUAAGCAGUAACAAUGAGCUAAGCCUUGAUCACCAUCCCAAGAAGAAGAUCAACAAAGAUGGUGAUCACAGCAGCAAGACUACUACAAGUAGUAGUAGUAGUAGCAAAGGAGUGAGUGGAUUUUUGGAUUUAGGGUUUAAAGUUCCGGUGAUGAAGAGAUCAUCGGUUGAGAAGAAGAGACUAUGGAGGAAACUCGGCGAGGAAGAGAGAGCCGCCGUGCUUCUCAUGGCUCUCUCUUGCGGCUCUGUUUAUGCUUAA
This is a messenger RNA of Eruca vesicaria subsp. sativa (arugula), 586 nucleotides long. NCBI's taxonomy places the organism in Eukaryota, Viridiplantae, Streptophyta, Magnoliopsida, Brassicales, Brassicaceae. The record is from the annotation of a GenBank genome assembly.